AGUUGCACAACGCGUAAACACACAUUUCUGCAGGACGGUAAACCGCACGGGAAAAUAAAGACUGGUAAAGCGGGUAAAAUACACAGCAGCUGGUGGUGAGCGCUCUAAAGCUAGUGAGAAAUGGAAAUAUUUGUGUACCGUGGCGAGUGGGGACUUCCAUCGAUUGACUACGAAUGCAGUCGACUGCUGGCAUAUCUGAAAUUUUCCGGCGCGAAAGUAACGGUCAACUUUAAUGGGAAUCCCUUCAGCUCGCCCAACGGCAUGCUGCCGUACAUGAUAGCGGAUGGCAAGAAGAUCGCCGGCUAUGGCCGGAUCGUUGAGCAUCUGGUAGCGGCCGGGAUAGGGCCACCGACCGCGACGGACAGGGCGGAAAACGUGGCAGACGAAAGUAGCCAGCACGCUACACAGAUCAACGGGUACAUGCAGUAUGUUCAGGAGAAUUUGCACCCCUACUUCAUGUACAUGCUGUGGGGCGAUCCGAAGAACGUCGACACCACGCGCACGGUGUAUGCGAAGCGCAUUCCAAUUCCGUUCAAUUUCUACUGCCCGCGAAAGUACGUGCUGCGCACGAACGAUAUCACGCAAUCGUUGGUUGGGUUUUCGUUAGAGGAUUCGAUCGAAUUUCACGACGUAGCUGAGUUCCAACACAACGCCAAAACCUGCCUAAACUGGGUAGCUGCGAGGCUGGAGGAGAGCCGCUGGUUUACCGGUGACCGGCCGACGGAAGUGGAUGCUUUACUGUACGGGUAUCUGUCGGUUUUGCUAAAGCUUACCCUACCGAACAAUGUACUGCAGAACCACAUCCGCCAGUGUCCGAAGCUAAUGCAGUUCGUCGAUCGAACGACGGCGACGUACUUUGCGAAGGAAGGCUUUAAUAGUUUUACCGCAUCCGGACAUACUGGCAACGGUCAGCAGAAAGGCACCAGCACGGGAACCCCGAACGACACUUCCUCAUCAUCCUCGGCCAGCGGUGGCGAGCGAUCGGAGAAGAGUGGGAAUGAUACAACCUUUCACACCGGUCAGCAGCAAGACCCGGACGAUGGUCCGAAGGAAAGGCGAAAGCGUUACAUUCUGUCAGGAUUAGUGGCCACCGUGGCAAUGCUUGGAUAUGCAGUUCUAAAUGGUAUUUUAACGCUGCCUAGUGAUAGAAGCCAUGGUGAUUUCCUACAAUAUGACGACCCCGGAGACUAUGAUGAUGAUGAUAAUUAAGUAAAGUUAAUAUAGACACACUGCCGCCGUUGUGCUCCGGGAGCCCUUAUAAUCGCGGGGCGGAUAUUCCGUUGUACGCUCAGAAACUCGGAAACUUAGCCGAAUGCUUUCAUGCGUUUACCAGGUAGUCGGUCGCUUAGAUCACGUAAUGCAUCCUAGCUGAAGUUUGUGAACAAGACCACCAAUACCAAAUUGGCCAUCGAGUGCGCCGUCGAGUGAUGAAGCUUACCAUAAAGCGUGUUACACUAUGCGUUAUUACACUUAA
This is a messenger RNA of Anopheles arabiensis, 1474 nucleotides long. Its product is annotated as metaxin-1 homolog. The transcript has 4 exons. The coding region runs from base 121 to 1209 and encodes 362 amino acids. The record is from RefSeq and is a predicted model, not a curated record. Gene Ontology annotation, cellular component: SAM complex. Gene Ontology annotation, biological process: mitochondrion organization. NCBI's taxonomy places the organism in Eukaryota, Metazoa, Arthropoda, Insecta, Diptera, Culicidae.